AUGUAUAUACUUUCACCAUACAACGAAGAAGAAAAAAGAAUUUUAAUUAAUACAGAUUGUGAAAAAUCAUUUUAUAGAUUAUAUCAUGAAACUCCACCACAUUCAAAACACUGGUGUCAUUCUCAUUGUGUCUUUGGAGGUGGAUUUUAUAAGAAUUUUUUUUCAAUGAUAUUGUUCUUUUUUCCUACUGUUUUGUAUUGCAUUUCAACAAUUCCAAAUUUCUAUAGAGUAUAUCCAUUGUUGAUUGUUCCAUUUUUACUUUUGUUUAUUAUUGUUUGUAUCUUUUAUUUCAAAGCGUGUUAUUCAAACCCAGGAAUUAUUCCAAGGAAAUAUAGAAUUGGCAAUGGUAAUGAUGAAUUAAAUAAUUCAAGAAUUGAUGUGAUAUUACCAGAUAAUAUUGUUGCAUCAAGAAAAUUUUGUAUGACAUGUUUAAUAAUUAAACCAUUGAGAUGUUCUCAUUGCAGAAUUUGUAAUAAUUGUGUUGAAGAAUUUGAUCAUCAUUGUCCAUGGUUAGGAAAUUGUAUUGGAAGAAGAAAUUAUAAAUCAUAUAUGGGAAUAGUAUUUUUUUGUUCUGUAUAUUUAUUUUAUUUAAUUAUAACAUCUUUCAUAAGCCUUUUUAUUGGGAUUCAAUAUCCAUUGACUUGGACAAGGUUUUUUGAUAAUUGGAAGUCUCACUGGUUUGUAGAACCAUUAACAUGUAUUUAUUGUGUUCCUUGUUUUGGGCUUGUUUUUACAUUACUUAUAUUUCAUAUAUAUCAAAUAUCACGAGGAAUUACAACGAAUGAAAGAAUUAAAAAGAGAUAUAUAUAA
Molecule: messenger RNA, 810 nt
Organism: Entamoeba histolytica HM-1:IMSS
Lineage: Eukaryota; Evosea; Mastigamoebida; Endamoebidae
Product: zinc finger protein, putative
Exons: 3
Coding region: 1-810 (269 amino acids)
Biological process (GO): protein targeting to membrane; peptidyl-L-cysteine S-palmitoylation
Cellular component (GO): Golgi apparatus; endoplasmic reticulum
Molecular function (GO): protein-cysteine S-palmitoyltransferase activity
Source: RefSeq, a predicted model, not a curated record